Molecule: messenger RNA, 1381 nt
Organism: Cimex lectularius (bed bug)
Lineage: Eukaryota; Metazoa; Arthropoda; Insecta; Hemiptera; Cimicidae
Product: sodium/potassium-transporting ATPase subunit beta-2-like
Exons: 7
Coding region: 140-1120 (326 amino acids)
Biological process (GO): potassium ion import across plasma membrane; sodium ion export across plasma membrane; intracellular sodium ion homeostasis
Cellular component (GO): sodium:potassium-exchanging ATPase complex
Molecular function (GO): ATPase activator activity
Source: RefSeq, a predicted model, not a curated record
UUGUUUGUCGGAAAGAGACCCGAGGGCGGCCGGGAGGACAUGGAGGUGGGUUUAUCUUUGGUAUAAAAGCCAUCACGACUCGUAGUGGGGAGCGCCAGUCGGUGUCUGCAGUUCCACAGUGCCAGUGACCAGUGCCAGUAUGUCCAGGAAGGUCUCACCACCGGCGGCCGGCGUCGAAUACGAGUGGGAGUUCGCGAAGCCCUGGGACGACAACAGGACCGCCUGGGAGAAAUUCUGCACCACCCUGUACAACAGAGAAGAAUGCACCGUCCUGGGCAGAACACCCAAAAAUUGGUUUCAAUUGUUUGUUUUCUACUCAGUAUUCUAUAUAUUCCUAUCUAUACUGUUUGCAAUAUGCAUGGCUGGAAUGUUAGCAACGCUAGAUGAAAAAUAUCCUACAUGGCAGUUGGACGAUUCCCUCAUCGGUUCAAACCCUGGUCUUGGCUUUCGGCCUAUGCCCCCCAACAUCGACGAGGGUUCGCUUAUCUGGUAUAUGCCGUCCAAUAAAUCUACUGUUGAUUUUUGGGUAAAUUCAAUAGAUGGCUUUUUAAAAGAGUAUCGAGAGCCUCCUAGGACAAAAGGUGUACGACAGGUCUGCGACUAUGACCGGCCAGCAACGCCUGGUAAAGUGUGUGAUGUAGACGUCAACAACAUCAUAUGGCAAAAAUGUACACAAACAGAAAAGUAUGGCUAUAUUUCUUCAUCGCCCUGCAUUUUUCUCAAACUCAAUAGGAUAUUUGGUUGGGAGCCUGUGUUUUAUAAUGACACAAAUGAUUUACCUCAGGACAUGCCUGAUGAUUUGAAGGAUUAUAUAAAAAAAGUUGCUAUAGAUAAGGAAAAGCUUAAUACCAUAUGGGUGAGCUGCCACGGAGAAGGGCCGUUUGACAAUGAGAAUGUCGGGCCGAUCGAUUAUUACCCUCAACCAGGAUUUCCAGGCUAUUACUACCCUUUUCAAAACCAAGAAGGUUAUCUCAGUCCUCUUGUCGCAGUACACUUUAAAAAUCCAGCCAUGCACAGCCUCAUAAACAUAGAGUGCAGAAUAUGGGCAAAAAACGCUUUCUACAGAAAGAAUCCCAAAGAUAGGGAAGGUGCCGUACAUUUUGAGAUCCUUCUCGACUGAUCGGAGCUGUUCAGUCUUGUGCAUUUUCAGUAUUCUACAUUGUAUCAGUAAAAUCUUUUUGAAAACAAGUCAAAAUAUUCAGGUGACUGUCAUAAAGUCUAGUCUUGGGACAGGAUUGAAGGCUAUUUCUGAUCUCAGUUAUUAUCUCAUUCACUAUGAUCAAAGUACUUAAGUAAGAUGGGUGCAAAAUCCUUUUGUUAACAAAUGUUUCAAUCUUUAUAAAACCUGAUAUACUUUUCUUUAAUUUUUUUUUUAAAUUUC